AGCCCAUGCGAGCCCCCAAAGGCCUGGCGUUCUCCGAAAUCCAGUCCAGGCAGCUGACGUUGCAGUGGGAGCCGUUGGGUUACAACCUGACCCGUUGUCACACCUACACCGUCUCUCUCUGCUACCGUUAUUUCGUGGGUACCGGUCACAACCAAACCUUCCGGGAAUGCGUGAAGAUGGAGCGUAACGCCAACCGUUACACCAUCAAAAACCUCCUGCCCUACAAGAACAUCCACGUCAAGCUCAUCCUCUCCAACCCUGAGGGUCGCAAGGAGGGCAAGGAGGUGAUAUUCCAAACGGAUGAGGAUGUGCCCGGCGGCAUUGCCUCGGAGUCCCUCACCUUCACCCCGCUGGAGGACAUGAUAUUUCUGAAGUGGGAGGAACCGGUGGAGCCCAACGGCCUCAUCACGCCGUACGNAUGCUCUGCCCUGUCCCUGCAGAUCCGUUCCGACCCGGCGGUCAACGUGCCUGGCCCGCGACGCACCGUCUCCAAACUCCGCAACGAGACCUACCAUGUCUUCUCCAACCUCCACCCCGGCACCACUUACCUCUUCUCGGUCCGGGCCCGCACUGGCAAAGGCUUUGGCCAGACGGCGCUCACCGAGAUCACCACCAACAUCUCCGCUCCCACCUUCGACUACGGGGACAUGCCGUCACCGCUGAGCGAGUCGGAGAGCACCAUCACGGUGCUGCUGCGGCCAGCGCAGGGCCGGGGGGCUCCCAUCAGCACCUACCAGGUCAUCGUAGAAGAAGAGCGGCCCAAGAAGCUCAAGCGGGAGCUGGGUGGGCAGGAAGGCUUCCCGAAAGCCAACCCCUUCACCGUGGGGGACAACCAGACCUACAGCGGCUACUGGAACCCACCCCUGGAGCCCAAGAAGGCAUAUCUCAUCUACUUCCAAGCCAUGAGCAACCUCAAAGGGGAAACACGGCUGAACUGCGUCCGGAUUGCCCGCAAAGCUGCCUGCAAAGAGAGCAAGCGUCCCUUGGAGGUGUCGCAGCACUCGGAGGAGAUGGGCCUGAUCCUGGGGAUCUGUGCCGGAGGGCUCAUCGUCCUGAUUAUCCUCCUGGGAGCCAUCAUCGUCGUCAUUCGCAAAGGGAGGAACUACUAUUCUUAUUCCUAUUACCCAAAACCAGUCAACAUGACCAAAGCGACCAUCAACUACCGCCACGAGAAGACGCACAUGAUGAGUGCCAUCGACCGGAGCUUCACCGACCAGAGCACGCUGCAGGAGGACGAGCGCCUGGGGCUCUCCUUCAUGGACACCCACAACUACAGCAACCGGGGUGACCAGCGCAGCAGUGUGGUCAACGAGUCCAGCAGCUUGUUGGGGGGCUCCCCCCGCCGCCAGUGCGGCCGCAAAGGGUCCCCAUACCACACCGGGCAGCUCCAUCCUGCUGUGCGGGUGGCCGAUCUCCUCCAGCAUAUCAACCAGAUGAAGACAGCAGAAGGUUACGGCUUCAAGCAGGAGUACGAGAGUUUCUUCGAAGGCUGGGAUGCUUCGAAGAAGAAAGACAAGACCAAAGGGAGACAGGAUCAUGUGUCGACAUACGACCGUCACCGAGUGAAGCUGCACCCGCUGCUGGGCGAUCCCAACUCGGACUACAUCAACGCCAACUACAUCGACGGCUACCACAGGUCCAACCACUUCAUAGCCACCCAAGGGCCCAAGCAGGAGAUGGUCUACGACUUCUGGCGCAUGGUGUGGCAGGAGCACUGUUCCAGCAUCGUGAUGAUAACCAAGCUGGUGGAGGUGGGCCGGGUGAAGUGCUCCAAAUACUGGCCGGAUGACUCCGAAAUGUACGGGGACAUCAAGAUCACCCUGGUGAAGUCAGAGACGUUGGCCGAGUACGCCGUCCGCACCUUCGCUCUCGAGAGGCGAGGCUACUCAGCCCGGCACGAGGUCAAGCAGUUCCACUUCACCUCGUGGCCCGAGCACGGUGUCCCCUACCAUGCCACAGGGCUGCUGGCCUUCAUCCGCAGGGUGAAGGCAUCCACGCCGCCCGACGCCGGCCCCAUCGUCAUCCACUGCAGCGCCGGCACAGGGAGAACCGGCUGCUACAUCGUCCUGGAUGUGAUGUUGGACAUGGCCGAGUGCGAGGGCGUCGUGGACAUCUACAACUGCGUGAAGACCCUGUGCUCGCGGAGGAUCAACAUGAUACAGACGGAGGAGCAGUACGUCUUCAUCCACGAUGCCAUCCUGGAAGCCUGCUUGUGCGGGGAGACCAGCAUCCCCGCCAGCGAGUUCAAGCCCACCUACAAGGAGAUGGUGAGGAUAGAGCCGCAGAGCAACUCCUCGCAGCUCCGGGAGGAGUNACAGACCCUGAACUCGGUGACUCCCCACUUGGACGUGGAGGAGUGCAGCAUCGCCCUCCUGCCCCGCAACCGGGAGAGGAACCGCAGCAUGGACGUCCUGCCACCCGACCGAUGCCUUCCCUUCCUCAUCUCCGUGGACGGAGACAGCAACAACUACAUCAACGCGGCCUUAACCGAC
Messenger RNA from Tauraco erythrolophus (red-crested turaco), 2492 nucleotides. The record is from RefSeq and is a predicted model, not a curated record. Lineage: Eukaryota; Metazoa; Chordata; Aves; Musophagiformes; Musophagidae.